Molecule: messenger RNA, 2504 nt
Organism: Sciurus carolinensis (gray squirrel)
Lineage: Eukaryota; Metazoa; Chordata; Mammalia; Rodentia; Sciuridae
Product: 2'-5'-oligoadenylate synthase-like protein 2
Exons: 7
Coding region: 81-1610 (509 amino acids)
Biological process (GO): negative regulation of viral genome replication; regulation of ribonuclease activity; defense response to virus
Cellular component (GO): nucleoplasm; membrane; cytosol
Molecular function (GO): 2'-5'-oligoadenylate synthetase activity; protein binding; double-stranded RNA binding
Source: RefSeq, a predicted model, not a curated record
GGCUGGCCGGCUGUGGAGCUUCGGGGAGGAGCUAUGGGCUGCCAGGAGAAAUCUUGCAGCUCUCACUGCAAACCGAGGAGAUGGAUCCCUCCCUGGACCUGUAUGAAACCCCGGGGGACCAGCUGGACGCCUUCCUAAAGCAAAACCUUCAGCCCCAGGAGGACUGGAAGGAAGAAGUGCAGGAUGCCUGGAAGAGAAUGGAGCGGUUCUUUCGGGAUCAGUGCUUCCAGGAUGAGUUGGUUCUGGGCCAGGAAGUCACGGUGCUGAAGGUGGUGAAGGGUGGCUCCUCUGGAAAAGGGACAACUCUGAACCACAGCUCUGACCUGGACAUGAUUCUGUUCCUAAACUGCUUCUAUGACUUCCUGACCCAGUCACUGUUCCGAAAAUACGUUAUUGACUUCAUUGAGGAGAAAUUGGAUCGCUGUAGCAGAAGCCUGGCCUACAAUGUCACAGUGAUCCAACGCAGAGAGGGAAACAGAAACCCUCGCUCCCUGACAUUACAGAUCCAGCCCAGGAAGAGCAGUGAAGUCAUUCGGAUGGAUGUGCUUCCAGCUUUUGAUGCUCUGGGAUCCUUUUGCCCGGACACUAAACCAAAGCCAGAAAUCUAUGAAUAUUUAUUAAGUACCUUUAGCUCCCCUGGGGAGUUCUCACCAAGCUUCACUCAGUUGCAGAGACACUUUGUGAAAAGUCGCCCUUUUAAACUGAAGAAUCUCCUAAGGCUGGUGAAGUUCUGGUACCUGAAGCACGUGAAAGGUAAAUACCGAGGAGUAGCAUUGCCUUCAAAAUAUGCACUGGAGCUACUGACUAUUUAUGCCUGGGAAGUGGGUACAGAUGAAAAUGAGGACUUCAACAUGGAUGAAGGACUUGUGGCUGUAAUGAAACUCCUCAGAGAUUACAAAGAUAUCUGCAUUUACUGGACCAAGUACUACGAUUUCCAAAAUGUGGCGGUCAGAAACUUUAUCAAACAACAGUUGAAGAAGAGCAGGCCCAUUAUCCUAGACCCAGCUGACCCCACCAACAACCUGGGAAGGGGAAAAGGAUGGGACGUGGUGGCCAAAGAGGCUGUUCACUGUCUGCGGCAGGCCUGCUGCAGGACUGACGACCCCAGCCGGGACUGGCACGUCCAGAGAGCAAGAGAUGUCCAGGUGACGGUGAAACAGACAGGCAAGGAGUCCUGGACACUCUCAGUGAACCCGUACAGCCCCAUCUGGAAGAUGAAAGCAGAGAUCAAGAGGACAAAUAAGACAAAUCGCCCCAAUAGUCAGUAUCGUCUCUCCUUCCAAGAGCCAGGGGGGGAGAGGCUACUGCUCAGCAGCCAGCAGACCCUGGCGGAUUAUGGGAUCUUCUCUAAGGUGAACAUUCGUGUGCUGGAGACCGUCCCUCCCGAGAUCCAGGUCUUUGUGAAGGAUACUAGUGGCCAGAGCAGACCCUACGCCAUCCACCCUGAUGACUCCAUCCGUGAUUUGAAAGAGAAAAUUGAGGAUGCUGGAGGACCUUAUGUGGAGGAUCAAAUCCUGAAGUUCCAGGGUCGGACACUGGGGAACCGCCGCAGCCUCGCAGACUUGGAUAUAGAAGAUUGUGACACCAUCAAGCUCAUUAAGAGAAUCUGAAAGGCCCUAGGACGGCGCGUGGUCAGGCUACUCAUUAUGUAGACUCCUAUGGUCCUUUUCCCUCAUCCCAUCCCUUUUUACCCAGACACUCUGCUCUUUCUGAAGCCUAAAUAUGAAUACGGGCAUAGACCUCUCCUGCUUAACUUCCUCCAGUGUCUCCCCAUUGCCUACAGAGUGGAGUUCAAGUUCCUUUGCCUGGCAUGCAGGGUCCUUGACCUUACCCCUUGCUUUACCCCUCUAUUUCCCUUCACUGCUCAAAACACACCAGAUGUUCCCAAACACUUGCCAUUCCAGAACACUACCUGCCACCUCGUAACUCCAUCACGUGGAGGCAGCUCUCCCACUCCCCUGUCCUCAUCGUCAGUGCUCACGCUUCUAGGUUACUGAAGGAAUCUCAGCCUGUGGAUCUCAGUGGUCUGAGGACCAGGACCAGCAUCCCUCGGGAACUUGAUUAGACAGGAAAGCUCACGGCAACUCUCUGCAUUUGACCUGAGUCAGAUUCUCAGGCGGUGAAGCUCCUCAGUCAGCAUCUUACAAGCCUUCCAAGAGGCACGCUGCAGUUUGGGAACCACUGAUACCUGUCCCAUACAGCUGGCCGUGGCAUCUCCUGCCCUCACCUCCUCCCUUCACCCAGAUCAGACUUCUGUGAAAGUACCUGGGCCCCUCUUUGUGUUCCUUCACCUAGCACCCUGAACUCGUGAAACCUGAAAAACUGUGCUUUAUUCCUUGUGCCCUGUAGUGUGCAAUGCCACCUCCCCAGUGCAAACAUUUGGCACAUGCUUGCUGAAUAAAGGAACAAGUCAAUGAAUGGGUUUGAAUCCUUCACUACUGUCUUUAUGAGGGUCUCAGUACAAUGCCAUCUUGGAGCCUACAUUGUAUGGGGUACCCCGUAGC